UGCGAUUAACACCGACUCGCCAAAUCCCCCCCACGCCCGCUUCCCCUCCCCGGGCCAUUUGGGGCAUGCACGCGCCCGCGCCCCAUGUUUACACGGCGGCGCCUCCGCGCGGAGCCUUUCCGUGGAUGGCGCUGGCAGAUGAGCCGGGGGAGGUGGGGGCUCCGCGCCGCGCAGCGCCCGCCGCCGGCUAUAAAAGCCUCCGGGCCCGCGGGCGGCAGCGAUAAGCGAGCGGCCGCGGACCGACGGAGGAUGGAAGGCGGCUGCCCCGGCCCGCUCUCGGCAGCGCUGCCCCCGCAGGGCUAUUCGCCCCUCUCCUCCUCCCGGUGCGGGGGGCGGCCCGGUCCUGCACUGACGGGCCUGCCCUCGUCCCGCGGCCCUGCGCCCUUCUGGAGACCGUGGGUGCCCGCGCCGGGUGAGGCGGCCCGGCGGAGUCCCGGCCCCGCCGCGCCUCACAGCCCCGGCGGGCUGGCGGAAGCCUCCCGAAAGCUGGCGCAGUACACGCACCCCGUCAGACUAUUUUGGCCCAAAUCAAGGUGCUAUGAUUACUUGUAUCAGGAAGCUGAAGCACUUCUGAAAAACUUCCCAGUUCAGGCUACAAUUUCCUUUUAUGAAGACUCGGAUAGUGAAGAUGAUGAAGAUCAACUGGAACAAGAUUCAAGAACAGAAUCAGAUUGCUGACUGCAGGGAAGACUAAUGCUACUUCUAAGACUUAAUUUAAACUUAAUAUAAAUAUGUAUUAUAGUAUUUUUAAAGAUAAUUUAUUUCUAUGUAAGUUAUUCUUAAUAAAACUGAG
Haemorhous mexicanus (house finch) is the source of this 793-nucleotide messenger RNA. It is a transcript of the gene RIPPLY2, whose product is annotated as ripply transcriptional repressor 2. Gene Ontology annotation, cellular component: nucleus. The transcript has 3 exons. Gene Ontology annotation, biological process: embryonic pattern specification; negative regulation of transcription by RNA polymerase II. NCBI's taxonomy places the organism in Eukaryota, Metazoa, Chordata, Aves, Passeriformes, Fringillidae. Bases 85 to 678 code for a protein of 197 amino acids. The record is from RefSeq and is a predicted model, not a curated record.